Messenger RNA from Ambispora leptoticha, 1047 nucleotides. The record is from the annotation of a GenBank genome assembly. NCBI's taxonomy places the organism in Eukaryota, Fungi, Glomeromycota, Glomeromycetes, Archaeosporales, Ambisporaceae.
AUGAACAAUGUGUUAGUAAUAGGAGGUGACGGGUUCCUCGGUCGUUGGAUAGUAGAACUAUUGCUUCGUCGUAAUUCUGACCCAGACCAACCAAAUUACGCGAUUUCAAUUUUCGAUUUACAACAGCGAUACUUCGAGGAAACACUAACUUACUAUAUUGGAGACCUCACGCAAUACGAAGAUAUUAGUUCAGCAAUUGUAAAAUCUCGCGCGAAAUUCUUGAUACAUACAGCGUCACCACCGCAUGGCUUAAGUUCCAAAAUAUAUUGGGACGUCAAUGUGGGCGGGACGAAAAACAUACUAAAAGCUUGUUUGGAGAAUGAUGUCGAAAAAUUAGUGUACACCAGUAGUGCUGGUGUUCUGUAUGAUGGAAUUAAUGAUUUGAUCAAUGUCGAUGAGACCGCUUCGUUUCCGGAAGUUUUCCAUGAUAGUUACCAUGAGACAAAGGCAGAAGCAGAGAAAAUUGUGCUUGAAGCAAAUGGACAAAAUAACCUCUUGACUUGUGCUAUUCGUCCAUCAGCCAUAUUUGGACCUCGAGAUCAGCAAUUAGUAGCAGGAAUGAUAAAAGUGAUGGAACGAGGUCAAACAAAAUUUCAAAUCGGUGAUAAUUUCAAUUUAUUUGAUUUCACGUAUGUCGAGAAUGUCGCGUAUGCUCAUUUGCUUGCGAUGGACAAGUUGAGUAGCGAUCCUGAUAUUAAAGUAGGCGGCGAGGCAUUCAUAAUCACUAACGGGACUCCUAUUCCAUUCUGGGACAUGCCACGAUUUAUCUGGAGCCAAUUUAAUCAUGUUCCACCAUACUAUAUAAAACUGUCACGAGCUGCCGGGCUCGCUCUGGCUUAUUGUGCCGAAUGGGCUUGUUACCUGUUCAAUCGUGAAGAAGGGUUCACUCGAUACCGAGUAAAGUUCGCGUGUUCAUCACGUUACUUUAAUAUCAACAAAUCGAAGACUAUACUUGGAUAUAACCCGCCUGUUGAUUUAGAAGAAGGAAUCAAACGCACUUGUGGGUCUUUUGUACAACAAUAUUCGAAAAAUGGUAAAGAAUCGUGA